Acanthisitta chloris (rifleman) is the source of this 2634-nucleotide messenger RNA. RefSeq names its product ranBP2-like and GRIP domain-containing protein 4. The annotation marks the transcript as partial. The transcript is spliced from 18 exons. The record is from RefSeq and is a predicted model, not a curated record. Gene Ontology annotation, molecular function: protein binding. NCBI's taxonomy places the organism in Eukaryota, Metazoa, Chordata, Aves, Passeriformes, Acanthisittidae.
AAAUCGAUGAAAGGAUUCCUCUUUGCUAAACUGUAUUUUGAAAUCAAAGAAUAUGAACUUGCUAAAAGAUACAUAUCUACAUACCUCAGUGUGCAAGAGAGAGAUCCCAAAGCACACAGAUUCCUUGGGCAGAUUUACGAAGCUGAGGAUAACAUAGAAAAAGCUUUUGGGUGUUACAAGCGAUCUGUGGAGCUGAACCCAACACAGAAAGAUCUUGUGUUGAAGAUUGCAGAGUUACUAUGCAAUAAUGACAUUACUGAUGGAAGAGCAAAAUAUUGGGUGGAUAGAGCUGCUAAGCUCUUCCCUGGGAGUCCUGCUAUUUACAGGUUGAAGGAGCAGUUACUGGAUUGUAAAGGUGAAGAUGGGUGGAAUCAGCUUUUUGACUUGAUUCAAGCAGAACUUUAUGCAAGACCAGAUGAUAUCUACAUAAACAUCAGACUAGUUGCACUCUACCGUUCCAACAACAGAUUAAAAGAUGCUGUGCUCCACUGUCAGGAGGCAGAGAAGAAGAUCCCUUUGCAGUCAAGCUUGGAAUGGUGUUCCUGUGUUGUAGAGACAUUUGAGGAAUAUCUGGAGUCUUUACAAGACUUGGAGUCUGAUAAAAAUAACUGGAGAACUAUCAAGAAAGAUCAUCUGCUGGCCUAUUCCAGCUUUGUCAAACUGACACUUUCUUCUAGAGAUGUUCAGGAAUGCAGAGAGGCCCUUGAAAGUUUUGACCGUGUGCUUCAGUCGGUGAAGCCGUAUGUGAACGGGGCUGAUGAGCUGUCUCGUACCUAUGUGGAGAUGAAGGGGCAGCUGUACCUGCAUGCUGGGACUCUGCUGCUGAAAAUGGCUGAGCACAACGAGGCACAGUGGAGAGCUGUGUGUGAACUAGCAGCCUUGUGUUACCUUGUGAGUUUCCAGGUUCCUAAACCCAAGUCCAAAGUAAUCAAAGGGGAUCAGACCGGACCAGAUGUGCUAGAAGUGUUGGCCUGUGNNNAUCUUUGUUUUCUAGGUCAUAUGCUGCUGAACUUAAGCCAUGGCAAGCAAGACUUCUUUAAAGAGAUUGUGGAGUCGUUUGCAAACAAGAGUGGAUUGUUUACGUUGUUCGAUAGCCUGUUUGAGAGUGGAGCUUCUAGGGAGAGAUCUUUCAUUGGCACAGAUGACAUUGGAAACAUCAGUGCACAAGCACCAGUGCAAGUGGAGCUUAAUAAAUAUGAUAUUGGUGCAGUUCGGAUGUACAGUGGCAGCCUCCAGCACCUGGUGUGGCUUGGCCUGCAGUGGAAUUCCAUGUCAGUCUUACCCCCAAUUCGCAAAUGGUUAAAACAGCUUUUUCACCUGCCCCAGGAAACAUCAAGACUUGAGACAGAUGCUCCUGAAUCCAUUUGCCUUUUAGACCUUGAAGUAUUCCUGCUUGGGGUGGUAUUCACUAGCAACUUACAGUUGCAAGAGAAGUUUAAUGCUCACUACAGUGCACAUCAGCCUCAGUUCUUACCAUUGCCAGUGUGCAAACAACUCUACACUGAGAAGCAAAGAUCCUGGUGGGAUGCUGUUCGUACUCUCCUUCAGAGAAAAACAGUACCAGGAACAGCAGCAAAAAUGAGGCUUAUUGUGCAGCAUGGAAUAAGUACUCUACGAACACUGGAGAAGCAUGGCCUUCAACCUGCCUUAAUUAUACACUGGGCAAAAAGCCUGCAGAAAACAGGGAUUAACCUUAACUCUUUCUACGACCAGAAGGAAUACAUUGGACGAAGUGUCUAUUACUGGAAGAAAGUUUUGCCUAUGCUGGAAACAAUCAAAAAGAAGAGGAGUAUUUCUGAACCUAUUGAUCCUUUCUUUAAACACUUCCAUAGUGUAGAUAUCCAGGUCUUCCAGGUAGCAGCAUAUGAAGAAGAGGCACAUAUAGCAUUUGCUAUGUUGGAUGCAGUUGAUGGCAAAACUGAUGAUGCUUUAUCAGCAUUUGAAGCUAUUAAUAAUGUGGUUGCAUACUGGAAUCUUGCCAUGAUUUUCCAGAGAAAGGCAGAAGAGAUAGAAAAUGAUGCCAUGCUGCCAGAAGAACAAGAAGAGCACAAAACUUACCUUAUUAAAACCCAGUAUUACUUACUGAAGAUCAUUGAGGAAGCCUCCUCAGAUGUGUCUGUAGCUGAGAAACUGCCAGUAUCUCUUGAAACUGUGAGGGAAAUGCUGGAUACAGUGAUCCAGGAGCUCGGUGAGAAUGCUGAAGAGGGAAGUCUUGCCUUCAGAAAUGGUCUGUCCCGAACUGUGGAUUCAGUGAUGAAACAUUCCACUCCAUCACCAGCUAAAUUCUCUCAUUCACCAACUAAGAGCUACAAGUUUUCUCCUAAAACUCCUCCUCAGUGGGCAGAAGACCACAAAACCAUACUUCAAAUGAUUUGUCAGCAAGUGGAAGCUUUAAAGAAUGAAAUGCAAGAAAUGAAACUUAAUAGUUCCAACUCGAACGCUUCUCAUCGGUGGCCUGCGGAAAGCUAUGGGACAGACACAAUGCCAGACAGUUACCAGAGAGCACAAAAUCUUCAUGAAGCUCCAUUAACAGUUGCAACCACUGGUCCAUCUGUGUUCUACAGCCAAUCACCUGCCUAUAACUCCUCUCAGUAUCUUCUUGGGACUGCUGCAACCAAUGUAACACCGACGAAG